This is a messenger RNA of Orbicella faveolata, 6144 nucleotides long. RefSeq lists its product as uncharacterized. Gene Ontology annotation, biological process: regulation of transcription by RNA polymerase II; cell fate specification; positive regulation of DNA-templated transcription. The record is from RefSeq and is a predicted model, not a curated record. Gene Ontology annotation, molecular function: DNA-binding transcription factor activity, RNA polymerase II-specific; RNA polymerase II cis-regulatory region sequence-specific DNA binding. Lineage: Eukaryota; Metazoa; Cnidaria; Anthozoa; Scleractinia; Merulinidae. Gene Ontology annotation, cellular component: nucleus; chromatin.
UCGAUUGACCGAAAUUUAUUUUUCUUCAAACUAAAACUACUCAUUUUUAGACGAUGAUGACAGCUGUGAAUGAGGUCAACAACGAGAAAACAAAGGUACGGGAUAAAUUUAUUUUUCGUAGUGUUUCGCUUGUUUAUUUUACUGCCGAACUUGAUGUGUAAAUUGAUUCACAAUCGGUGUAAGCUUACAUGUAAGCUUGUUAUUAAAACUACAGCUGUAUGCGUGUAUGCAAACGAACAGUCUGUUUUAGUCGUUAUUCUGUGUUUCACCUCUGAAAAUUAUACUUAAACAAUUAUUCGCCUCGGACGCGGUGAAUAUUCACCAAUGUUCACCUCGCCUUCGGCGGAUAAUUGUUAGCGCGCGCACUUGAUGUAUGGCGUAGCGUGACGUUGCGACAUGAAUUUCGUGCGCAAUAAGGAUGCGCAAAAACAAAUUGUGAGCCGUCAUUCUCUCCAGCGAUAUAAUAAAUUUCAGUCUUCUGAGUCAAAGCUCAUUUCAGAAUCAGACGAACUAGAAGACAUUGUUAGUAAAAACAGAAAUCGGUCGACUGCGGAGUCCCAGCGAAAGAAAUUGUGCUGUAAAAAGGCUUCUACACUCGGACAAAGUAAAAGACCUGAGUGAGACAGCCCAAGCAUUCGUUCUGGAUUUAACGUCACAGCUUUAACUCUCCCCAGACCAAAAUCGUAAAAUUUUUGCGGCAAAUUACUCCACAAAAUAAGCUGUAUUAUUUUAGCGAAAAAAAAUUUUGGGGGUUAGGUGCACUUUAACCCCAGCCAAACGAUCGCAACAUUUCAACGCAACAUAUCGCAACAUUGUUGACCAUGGCCCCGGGACCUGUAUGAUACCUGUGAAAGCCUGACAUGAACCGUUAACUGGUUGGCCAAGAGGCAAGUCUAGAGGGCCAAUAAACCUCUCAGACUCAAACCCCGACCGCAGAAACCGAAAUAACUGCAACUUUACCCUAGGAUGUAAUGGCUGACUAGCCAGAGGACCAUGAUGAUAUCUCGUUCUAAGUCCAGAUCUCCUGUUAUAAGUGGAGAUAGAAGCCGAAAUCUGAUCUCGUUUUGCCAGUCGAGAUCUCGCGUUAGAAUUUAUAGACAUCACUAUUCUAUCAAUUAAAUUGAUAGAAAAAAUUCCGGUCGAAAAGGGAAAAGAAAAUAAUAAUACAGCUGACAUAAUACAGUUCUAAAACAGACGUUUAUAAGACCUGUAGUGAUGCUAAUAGCGAUAAAGACUUGUCAUCAAACGCUAUUAUCUGUUAGGGAGGUUUUGUUAAGACUUAAUGCAGAUCAUAUAUCUGAACCAACAACACAGUAAGAUACCUUGAUAAAAAAAUAUUUGCGUCGCCCCUCUACCCCAGCACAGUCACAUCUAUCACAAGAACAGAUCUAUUUGAACUGCGGAGAAACAUAUGAGACAUGAUUGAUCAUAGCAGUUAUACACACACUGUGAAAUUUUAAAGCUGAAAACAUUCAGGCUUGAACUUAAUUCGAAGCCAUGACCUCUGCGAUACCGGUGUAGUGCUCAAGCAACUGAGCUAUCAAACCAACAGUCUAGCGUGCUUUGAUGUUUCUGUAAAACGUAUGCUUGGGAAGCUUUGACAGCUGUUCUCCUGAUACGAUCUGAUACUAACGAUAUAGUAAUUUCGUUGAUAUAGUAAUUUCGAUCCAAUUUUACUUACCUAAAGUCUUUUUUAACAACAUAUGUUGCUGCCUGGCAUUUAGCAUUGAGUUUGCCGUGUAAACGAUGUACUACUACCGGCAUUUUACUUACCCGUUGGAAGAGUUUUGUUUACUGUUAUGCGACUGACAUGCUUUGUCCUGUUUGCCGGUGAAAAAUAUUCCCAGCCGACGCAAGACAUUUUAUCACAAAUGCGAUUGGCCGGGUUUAUGUCAACAGGCCAAAGAAGGCGACAUCACAGAUGUCUCGUGUAGUGAGUGACUUUUCCGGAAGCUGUCAAAAAGACGUCGCACCUCGCUAUUGUUCUCAGGCACAAGCUGUGUUAUUUAAUACCAAUGCACUCAGUGCACAUGUGAUCUCGCUUCUGAUCGAGCGCGCAGCUAGUGAGUGUUCAGUUGUCAUUUCAUCACAGGUUUCGUCGGAUUUGCGUUGUCCCGUUAGCCUAGCUUUAGCAGACUUCUUCAAAUGCGAACUAUGAAGCUGCUUCUGCAAGACAAGAAGCUAUGGCAGAAAUUCAGAGAGCAUCAGACAGAAAUGAUGAUAACAAAUUCUGGAAGGCGUAUGUGCCCAUUAAUGUCAAUAGCGUUUGAAGACCUCAAGCCCAGGCGAUUCUACGCCGUGAUGGUAGACUUCGUCUUGAUGGACGCGUUUAGAUACAGCUAUGAUGUGACCUGUAAUCGCUGGGAGGCAAACGCCCGCCCUUUACCCGAGGAAAACUGGCCGAGACUUUACGUUCACCCGAGCACGCCAGCGACGGGGGCGUCUCUCAUGCAGAACGUGCUCACCUUUAAAAUGCUGAAGUUAACAAACUGCCCUGUGACGGCGGCAAACUCAACCCAGGCAAUUCUGUUGAGUACAAUGCGUCGUUACAUUCCUCGCAUUCAAGUGGUUGAAAGUGCUGAUGGAGUUUAUUUUGACUACAACUUGAGGAAGGAGUUUUAUUUCCCCGAGACGGAGUUCAUGGCCGUUUCACAAUACAGAAAUAAGCAGAUUGCCCAGUUAAAGAUUGACGCCAAUCCUUUUGCAAAAGCUUUCAGAAGUGAUGGACUGCAUGGCAAGGCUAAACGGCGUCGUAUGGAAACCAUGAGCGCUUGUGAAUAUUGGAAAAUUCCAGAAUAUGGUCCAUCAUCAGACUGUUCAAAUAUGGAGGACUCUCUUGUCAACAGUGACGAGCCAGACGUGGAAAAUAACUCCUCUUCGAAUGAACUCGCCGAUGAAUUCUCACCUGAAGAAAGCUUCAAUUGCGACGAACGACAAGUGAAUGGAACACGUAAAAAUUCAGCGAGUCAGACAGGAUUGUGCAAAGACGUUUUGGACGUACAUAACAAGAUUCAAAAUGGAACGAGCAAUGAGGAAAUCCUGUCAAUUGUGUCACAAGCUACGCAACAUCAGUCCACAAAUCCACCCGGCGAAAAUGACUCACAUUUAAUGUGUGAAGAGUCUGCAGAAUGGAUGUGGGGGUUUGACGAGCAAAUGUCAUUCAGAUACGCUUCCAAUGGCCAACUGGAAGGCCUCUUCAAGUAUGGAGACAGCCCUAAGGAUUCCUCGAAGAAUUCCAUUGAUGUGGGCGAGGUUACGAAAGCUACGGUCAACAGGAGGAAAAAAUAUCUCCCGAGGAGGCUGCAAAGAACGGUGGAUUCAACGUUAACAAACGUGAGUUCAGAAGAAAUACUGGAGUUAGAGCACGCGGAUAGACCUGCUGUUGACCAAGUAGAUUUGCCGCCGCUACAACCGAGUGACAAAACAUCCAUCUCUGCUAAUGACGGGAAAGCAGAACAGUCCUGCAGUACAGACGAGCAGACGACACGAUCGACUCCCUCGCCGUGUUUUGAACCUGUUGCAAAGCCAUCCAUUAGCUGUAAAACCCCACUUCAUCCACAAAAGACAAAUUCCCAUACCGACGCCAUGCAUGCGUCUGGCGAGUCACUGGCUACUCCUGCUAAUUCUAUGCUGUCGACGGUUACUCCUGGACCAGGGACCACAACCGGUUCUUCUCUAACAGCUCUGAUGCAGAUGUGUUCAGACGCUGAGUCAGGUUUGGACAGCCGAAGGUCAAUGCGACAACGGAGAACGGCGACAAACGACACCUCCAAGAAAUUGGAGAUGCCAGGCACACCUGGUAGGAAGGGUAUUUUUCCAGGAGAACUUUCAGAAGCCAGGAUGUCUACGUCAAAAGAAUACGCGGGACCAGUAACCCCCCAAGACUGUGAUUCUUCGUUUAAACGACAAGUGGAAUCUGCGGCAUCUUCCUAUGGUCAGCUUUCUCAGCAGUCAGAUCACAACUACUCACUUCCACUGACUUCUGAGGGCGAAGAACGGGCCAGACCGUGCCUUAUUCCAACAUCCUCUGCAUUCAUUGGACACGUAACAUCAUCGGGCAUAAAUGCAACCCCUCCUGCGUUUAACAACUACAACAGUAACAGCAGUAGCACCAGCAUGAAUUCGUUUGUACACGUAACAUCAUCGGACAUAACUGCAACGUCUCCUGUGUUCAGUAACUACAGCAGCAGCAGCAGCGGCAGUCACAGCAUAAAUUCGUUCGUAAGCGCAACAUCAUCGAACAUCAAUGCAACGCCUCCUGCGUUUAAAAACAGCAGUAACAGUGGAAGUCACAGCAUGAAUUCGUUUGUCAGACGCGCAACAUCAUCCGACAUAACUGCAACUUGUCCUGUGCUCACCAACUACAACAGCCACAGCAUGAAUUCGUUUGUACACACCACAUCAUCGGACAUAACUGCAACGCCUCCUGCGGUCAGCAACCACAGCAGCAGCGACAGUCACAGCAUGAAUUCGUUUGUACACGCCACAUCAUCGGACAUAACUGCAAGGCCUCCUGUGUUCAACACCUGCAGCAACAGCAAUACUAACAGCAUGAAUUCUCUUGUAAGCAAUAGUGUAAGCACGUCACCGACAACUACCUAUUCGAGGGCAUACCCUUAUAUCGAAGAGCCCUCUCCAAUGAUUGUGGACAAAUUUUCCGGUUAUUAUAUUGUGAAUGGGCACACCAGCGGACAACUUCAACAAAAUAAACAACAAGGAUACAGGCCUAUUGUUCCCGCUCCCAACCAAUCAGUAAACGUCUGCUCUGAUGAGCCCGCGAGUGAUCCUUCACUUACUAGCAGUUGUAGUAGCAACAAUAUUCCCUUUCCCAUAAUAAUCGACAGUUUCUCCAUCAACGAAAAUUUUCGAGCCGCUGUUGAGCAUCGAAGCUUCAAGUAUAAGAUUUUAGAGUCACAAAGGCAAGCAAAUCCUGUUUCCAAUUUAAUGCCACAACAAACUUCACCACCACCGCCACAAGUCAACCGAGGUCAUUUCUCAUCACCCUACCUGAAUCAAACUGGUCAGUCUGGUUAUAUCGCUCUUGAUAACACUGUUCUCAUGAGAGCGUUUCCCCUCGAAAAAUUCUACUCGUUUUCUGCACCGGCCGAACAACUACCACAGCCUCCUUCCGUUCGACCUCUCACCCGCUGCUACAAGACGACGCGGACGAACUUCAGCCGCAUGAGCCUGGAACCUAUCUGCAGUGUGAUUCAUCCGAGGAUCGAUUUAACAUCUCAGAAAUCCGCUACUGAAGUUGCAAAUCAAAGGGCGUGGGUUUGGGGAAUUUGAUCGCUGUUUUAUGCUUUGAGAACGUAGUUUGUAAUCGACUUUAUGUGUUUUUUUUCGCUAAUGAACUAGAGAGAUUACAUUCGUUAAGGUUUGUUUCUUUGUUUGGUUUGCGUUUCGUUGCUAUGGCCAGAGUAAAGACUGUUCAGCUGGUCACUGAGCGGUUUGUGUUGAAAAGUUAACGUUGUUGAAUAAUAUGACAUUAUAUGCUGACGUGAUAAUAUUUGGUUAUUAAAUAAAGGGGAUAGAUUGUUAUCGACUAGCGUUUCCAUUUCUAUGAAGAAAGAACGGAAGGGAGAACAAAUAAUACUUUGUCUCUAAAGAAGUUCACUCUGAGUAUGUUCUGUGAUAAAUAUCGUCAAAGCAUUGAACGUCAAGACACUAAAAUCAUAUUUGCCACAUAACUUCUAUCAUCUAAAGUACUUAUGUGGUGUAUACAAGUCUUGCAAACUGAAUAAAACUAAUACCCCAUUCACACCAACUAAACUGGUUUAACUAAAUCAGCUUUAGGUUUUUUUCCAAGUUGUCGAUUACGUUUUGCAGUCAUUUUGAGAAGACAAAUUUUAAACCAUCUUGUUAUCAUAUUUUAGUCAAACACUGAGGUUUUUACGUGGUUAAGUUGUGGGGUGUGCAUGGUAUGAGCAACUAAUUUUUAGCCUUGUUCAGUUAAACCACUUUAAAAGAUGUUUAACAUGUUAGCCCUUUUUAGCUUUGGGAAAGGUUUAAGCCCAAAGGCCCUUGCUUAUUUCAAUCCCGUCUUACUUUAAAAACAGCAUUGAAGCUCGAGUCGUCAAACUUUGUGACUUUUCCUCAAAAAAAAAAACACAUCAGGGAGCAUUUUUGUGUUAAUUUGUUUUG